This is a messenger RNA of Nerophis lumbriciformis (worm pipefish), 3738 nucleotides long. Lineage: Eukaryota; Metazoa; Chordata; Actinopteri; Syngnathiformes; Syngnathidae. The record is from RefSeq and is a predicted model, not a curated record.
AUGGCUUCUCCCAAAUUGGGCCUUUCAGCCACUACCACCUCCUCGCCCUCAUCAUCUUCUGCCUCCAUGUGUCCUCCACACCCUGGAAGCCCUAGCCGUGUGCCCGAGGGUCCUCCAAGUCCAGUUACUCCGACACCUAGUCCAGGUGUGGCGUCUGCCGGAGCUGCUCCCACCAGGGCCCAGUUGAGUCUUGCUCUGAUAUUAGAAGAGUUGCGGGUGCUUCAGCAAAGACAGAUAAACCAGAUGCAAAUAACAGAGGAGAUCUGCAGACAAGUACUACGUCUGGGUGGGGCAUCUUACUCUAUAGACUCACCUUCUCAGCAUCUUCUCUCGCCCCUACCUCAACUCUGUCUGGAAGCCAAAAGGGCCAGCAGCCCAACUACCCAAACCACUGAUACAGAGGGUUCCACAUCGGUCACUCCUCUCCUGGCAUGUUUUUCAAGCUUGCUUCCCUCUCAGGUGGCUAACAAACCUUCAAAAUCUAGUAAUGCCUUGUGUCAAAUUCUCCAAACAUGCAAGCCCCAGAUGGAGGGCACAGAAGACAAUUCAGGGGCAAGUAGUUACCCAAGGGUGCGCACACACUCCGCAGAUCAUUCUGCAACUUCAGCUGCUGCCAUGACUUCCUCAACCUAUCCACUUGCUUUAUCUUUGGCUCUACCUAACCAUUAUUUUAAUGAAAAAUUGCCAAAUGAAAUCUCAAUGAGUGAGCACAGUGGCAAGUCCUACCUAAAUGCAGCCCUCUCGUCAGUAUCUCCGAAUGCACAAUAUACACUGCAAUCGUUCCCCGGAGGGAUAAACCCUUCCUCUAGCAGUUCUAACCGGCUCCAGCAUGCUUGCCGUUUUUGCGGGAAGAUUUUCAGUGGGGACUCAGCCUUACAGAUACAUCUGCGUUCACAUACUGGGGAGCGGCCCUACCAAUGUCCUGUGUGCCUGAGUCGCUUCACCACCAGGGGCAACCUCAAAGUGCAUUUCUUACGGCACCGUGAGCAAAACCCAGAGCUGUCGCUUUCACUCCUUCCACCAUCUUUGUUUGGAGUUGCUUUGCGGGCAAAUGGAACCACAGAUAUGAGUCAGACUAGCAGCAGUGGUUGCAAUACUAGUGCUUUGAAGAUGUCUGAAAAGAAGCCAAAAAGCAGGCCUGAAGAUGAAAUAUAUGGAAAUGAUUUGCAGGUCAGCGGUACCAAUGGUGGGUUUCCUCUUGGAGUGUCAGGGGGGUCUACUCCUUGCACGCUACCCCUUCCUCCAAGUGUUGAUCUGGCCUUGAUUUCUCAUUCCUUGCUUCAACUUAACAGGGCAGCAGCUGUAGCAGCAGCAGUCUCAAUUGCCUCUGGCUCAUCUUACUCAUCCCCCUCUACCUCAUCAGCCCCCUCCUCUUCACUAGCAACCUCAUUACUUUCAAAUCCAAUAUCAUCUUCACCAUCUACCAUUACAGGAUUGCUAAAGGGUACAGAGCACUCAAAUAACUCUGAUGAAAACACCCCUCCUCAAGCUCCAAUGCUUUCUCCUGCAGCUUACUCCCAAUUAGCUCACCUGCCAAAGCUUCUUUUCCCAUCUGGCUCAUCAAGCUCUACCUCAAGUGUCACACACUCAACACUGCAUCCAGCUUUGGGCAUUCUCUGCAACCCAUUAGCUUCAAACCCUGGCUCCCACCAAACAGCCUCUUCCAGCUUGUCACACAUCACUUUCCCUUUCACGCCCUUCCAUAAACCUGCAACUGCUGUACAGUCCUCUACAGCUGUCUCUACACCUACAUCUGAAACCUCCAAGCUCCAGAGACUGGUGGAGAAGCUGGAAAAGACACCUUCUCAGUCAACCUAUCCAUGGUCCUCUUCCUCAAUUUCCACCUCUACAAUGGAUGUGCAAUCAAGCAAUACCAUAGCUUUGCCUGCCAGUUCAGCUAACAGUAAUUUCACAAGUACUAGCACUUCCACAACAUAUAUCAUGGCAGCUCCACCAUCCUCUACGCUGGUCACAACAUCUGUUUCAAAUUUUGCCAGUCAGAUGGUAGCUGCCCUCGGCAUGGGUGUCAAUAAUGUAAAUGCCAUUGCAGGGGGGUUGCUACCAGCACUGAAUAUCACAGGUGCAGCGAAUAAUUUAGCAACUAAUCAAUGUGGUGUGUGUCUUCGGGUUCUGAGCUGCCCCAGAGCACUGCGUUUACACCAGGCCACGCACCUUGGAGAGCGCCCUUUCCCAUGCAAGUUAUGCGGAAGGUCCUUUUCAACCAAAGGCAGUCUACGGUCCCAUCUGGCGACACAUCAUGCUCGGCCCCAUAAUGCUCGUGUCCACAACUCUUGCCCACUGUGCCAGCGUAAAUUCACAAAUGCUCUUGUACUACAACACCAUAUUCGUAUGCACCUUGGUGGUCACCUGCCGCCUGUAGGCACUGACGAUUCUACCUGUGAGCCAACAUCUGAUUCUAAUGCAAAAUCUUUGUCACAAUCUGAGUCCAACUCCAAUGCACAAAACACUGUGCCAAAUAAAACACCUCAACCUAGCAACUUAAACAGCCUAUCCCCGAGUUCAAAAUUACAAAAUGUGGAAACUGAUUCAUGCGCCGUUGCUGACAGUACACCUGCUGAAUGCACUGCAACUACUACCAAAUCUGUCCCCACUAGCCCAGACCUCAAAUCCCCCGCUGAUCUUAGUCCCGACCCCUUUAUGAAUACCACAACUCAAACUCCACCUGCAACCACCGAUGAUCCUCCUUUCCUUUGUGCAAAUGCUCCUCUGCCAUUUACCCAGCAUACCGAAUUUGAUGACUUUUCCCUCGUUGACAAAGAUGAUCGACUUGAGCAAACUGCCACAGAUUCAGCCUCCAAGUCAACUUCACCUGUUACCCAAAACACUGCAUUGCAUGACGUUAUGGCCAGGGACUGUGAGGAAACCUCUUAUUUAUCUGAUGCAUCUAUUGUUCCCAAAUCAAACCAGCCAGAUCUACAAAGCACAUCUACAAAAUGUGACCCUUUUACUUACAACUGUUCAAGUACAAAUUCUUCUAUAACACAGAAGCAAGACGACACUACAGUUGUAGACACUCCAAACCCAGAGUCAAGCUUGGUCUCCGCAAGGGUGCAAUCACCCGAACCCAUGGAAGUAGACAGAGAACAGUUUUGUUCUCCAACAACACCAACACAAGCUAAAGUGCCUGAGGAAUAUUCCAAAAUGAUGUCAGCCUCAGAUAUUGCAGACAAUACUCAUCAAGGAAGUGAUCCACAUAGGGCUUCCACUUUCACAAAGGAGACAGGCCAGAAUUUUAAUUUUAACUCAUAUGAAGGAGACAACCAAAUAGAUGGUGUCAAUAAGAAAAUUGGAUCAUCUCCAAGUGAGGCACCAGAGUUUUCUGUUCCUCUCAGCCUAGCCCCAACUCUUCCAUCUCCAAUAGCUCGGCCGGAGAAGAAGACCUAUUGCUGUGCUGAAUGUGGAAAAGCGUAUGCUAGUCGCAGCGGACUGAAGGGGCACAUGAAGCACCAUGGAGUCGUAGCCAAAGCAACGCGCCCUUUAGCACGCAGUAGUCGUCCAUGCGCUGACCAACGUCAGUCAUCUACAUCAAAAGGUUCCUUGACUAUUCCGGCCUCCACAAGUGCAGCGGGUUUCUGGAACCAAUACCAAACCUUCCUCAACACCAGUCCUGGGUCAACUGAUGACACUUCUCUUGCCAGACAAGAAAUAAAUGAGUCUUCAAAACCUGCCUUGCAGUCUACGCUGGAUAAGGGUGCUCCCAAUGAAGCAGGAGAUUAA